Bombus pyrosoma is the source of this 1852-nucleotide messenger RNA. Its product is annotated as aquaporin-like. The coding region runs from base 386 to 1258 and encodes 290 amino acids. Gene Ontology annotation, molecular function: water channel activity. Lineage: Eukaryota; Metazoa; Arthropoda; Insecta; Hymenoptera; Apidae. The record is from RefSeq and is a predicted model, not a curated record. Gene Ontology annotation, biological process: transmembrane transport. The transcript is spliced from 5 exons. Gene Ontology annotation, cellular component: plasma membrane.
AUUUCUCAUUUCUUCGUUUACUUCAUCUCGUUUAUAUCUUUAUAUAUUUGUAUAUAUCGUGCGUAAGUACGUAAACAAGGGAAAGGACGCGUAUCGUACGUUAGUGACGAUUCUUUCGUAAUAUACGACGAAACAUUCAAGAUCGUAAAAAUAUUACCUGGCAACAAAUGUUUCAGAUAAAACUCGAAGAACAUCGAAAGAGAGAAUUUUUGAGAGAAAUUAGAAGAUCAAGGAAUUCAGAAUUAGAGAAUCUUAAAGGUUGAAAAAUUAGCGAAUAAAAGGAAGAGGUGAAGCGCGACGAAUACAACGACGUCGUCCGAUAGCUAGUCCCUUUUUUCUGCGAAAUAUCUGUGCUUUGGUGAAAGUGUUUCGUUUUGAGAAUACCAUGAAAAGCCGAGGAAUUUAUAAUUCACUAGAUUUUGGACCUUCGAACAUCUUGCACCGGUUAGACGGAAGAAAAAUAGGUUUUAAGAAGCUGAUGCAUGGCGAAGGCGCCAUGAAGAAAACCGUGUUGACAGUUUUGGCGGAGACGAUCGGUACCUCUAUAUUGCUGUUCGUUGGCUGCAUGGGAUGCGUUGGAGGCCUGGGCUCUGAACCCACUCCACUUCAAAUUUCUUUAACCUUUGGCCUUGCUGUGAUGAUUGUGAUUCAAUCUAUUGGCCACAUCAGCGAUGCUCACAUUAACCCUGCCAUCACGGUGGGAUCGGUAGUGCUCGGGAAGAAGACUAUUCCCGAAGGAUUGGUGUACCUGCUGUCCCAGAUAGUCGGCGGAAUCCUGGGGUUCGGCAUGCUGAAGGUGGUGACUCCAACAGGUAACCUGACGAGCAAGACCCUCAGCGAGGCGGACAUGUUUUGCGUGACCGAUCUACACUCGGAGCUAUCUGCGAUCCAGGGCCUGUUGCUCGAGGGCAUUUCCACCGCUAUACUGAUGCUGGUCGCGUGCGCCGUCUGGGACAGUAGAAACGUGAAAAACACCGACUCGGUGCCAAUCAGAUUCGGCCUGACGGUCGCUGCUCUUGCGCUCGCGUUCGGACCUUACACAGGCUGCAGCAUGAACCCGGCCAGGUCAUUGGCACCAGCGCUCUGGAACAAUCAGUGGUCACAUCACUGGAUCUACUGGUUCGGCCCCAUUGGUGGCGCCCUUUUAUCGUCCUUCAUGUACAAAACUAUCUUCGGCGUGAACAACAAUACGCAGGAUGAGUGCGCUGCUGAAGCUGUCGCGUUGAACAGCGUCAACAUUCAGAAGACGGAGCCGUGAUACGAAACUGAAGAGGGCCAAUCGGAAACGUCGAGGGUACGGAUCGAUCGGCACCAUCUUCAAGAAACCACGAGAGAUUAAGCGUUCAAUGGAGGAUUCGAAUGGAUCGAACGGAUCUACCGGAUCGUACAUCGCGCCACCUAGGAUCUUUUGUACCUCCGUUUUUCUCGAUCGUAUAAAAUUCGAACGAUCCAGAAAAUCGCAAGACUGCUCAUCAGAGAGACCAUCCGUUGCCUGCGAAGUAUUGUUCACACGCGGCAACGUUAUCUUGUUAGGGAAACGAUAUACAGCGUAUAGGUUAUGUGCAUCCCGGGAACGACGGUAUUCCGCCAUUUUACGAUUCGAUGAUCCACCGUGCACAACAUGGUGGCUGUUAGAUCGGAACCGAUGCCGGGAACACACAUCUCGUUGUUGUUGUCUUUUUUAUUUUUUUUCUUUCGAAUACUCCGUUAGUAUAUGUUUGCGCAGCAUAACUGUGUUGCUUGCUGCUUCAUAGGCGAUUUCAAUUCGCUAAUUGUCGUUGUAUAUAAUUGUUAUAUUUUUUAUAAAUGUAUUUACUCGUGACGAUGGAAAAAUAUAAUAGGAUAAAAGUGA